GAGUGAGAGAGAGACAGAGGAAAAGUUAGUCAAGAUGGCAAAUCUCACAGACCCGCAGUGAAGGGGCACCGCUCCCCGAAAAAGCCGAGCCUGACGCCUGUUUGUCCUGAGACAAACCCAACGAUGCUAACUGCUCUAGGAGCAGGCUUAAGAGGGAUUCCCUGAAGAAAAAUGCCAGUGAGGCUGAAGCUGAUGUGACACAGAGUGUGCUGGAAGAAGGCUGACUCAUCAAAUAUCACUCUGCUGGGACUUAGCAGCCAAGAAAAGCUCAUAUCAACUAAUGCCAAGCUAGAAGAGCACCCCACAUCCUCCCAACCCCUUAACAACAGAGAUUAUCAGACAGAAGAGCUGAAACCCCGCCAGAAGGAAUAUAUCCACAACCAGCUGUGGGUGAAACAAACUUCAAGACUGCUGACCCGCUGUCCCUGCCGCAAACAGAGCUAAGAAUGGCAUCACUGUGCUACAGCUGAGACCUUAACAACUGCUUGAUCCCCCCAGCCCUGCCUAUAGAAACAUCAACAAUCAGCUGAUAAGAACACCACCAUCGUCCUGUAAGAUUUACCCCAACCAUCUGUCUCUGAGUAGUUAUCCCCUCUUUUCUUCCUAGCCCGGCACCACAACAGUCAGUCUGCCUACUAUCCCACCUCACAGACCAUGAUGUUUCGUGAUCAGGUGGGCGUGCUAGCAAGCUGGUUCAAGGGAUGGAACGAAUGCGAACAGACGGUGGCUCUGCUGUCCUUGCUGAAGAGAGUGAGCCGGACCCAGGCCCGCUUCCUGCAGCUCUGUCUGGAGCACUCCCUCGCUGAGUGCACCGAACUGCAGGUCCUGGAAGGAGAGGCCAACAACCCAGGGGUGAUCAGCCAGUGGCAGAGUGAGUCCAAGGAGCGAGUAAUCUCUCUUGUUCUUACCCAUCUACCGCUUCUCAAACCUGGCAAUGUGGAAGCCAAGGGUGAGUACAUGCGCCUCCUUCCACGCAUCCUGGCCCACACCAUCGAGCAUGGCCAUCACCUGGAGGAGUCUCGCCAGCUUCUGUCCUACGCCCUCAUCCACCCUGCCACCUCCCUGGAAGACCGCGCCGCCCUGGCCCUCUGGCUAAAUCACCUGGAGGAGAGAGCCGCCGCCCGAGGAGACUCGCUGGAAAGGCCUCCUCCAUCAGGGCAGCACCAUCAGUCGACUCCUCCAUCCACCCUCAGCUCUUCAAGUUCCUCAUCGACUAACACCUCGUCUUCAGGUAACCUCUACUCGUUACACCACCAGCGAUAUGGCUCUGACGACCGUCUCAAUGGAUGGCAGAGCUCCAGGGAUUCAGGGCUGGGUGGAGGCUGGCAUCAGCAGCAACAGGGCUGUGAGAACGGGCACCUACUACUCUACCCAUCAUCGUCAGUGCCAGCAACCAUCAACACAGUAGGAACUGGUGGAGGCGGUAACACUAUCCUGACCAGUGGAGGUGGCAGCCAGCAGCACAGUCCUCUUAAGCGCUCUGUGUCCUUAACGCCUCCAAUGAGCGGCCCCAGCAACCAGCCUCUGGGCCACGUCUGGUUGUCCCAGGAGGAUCUAAGGACGGCUAGAGGCCCAGCUCCUGACCAUGCACCUCUCUCACCCCAGAGCAGCAUAGCUUCUUCGGGCAGUGGAGGCAGUGAGCACCUGGAGGAGGCUGGUUUAGGUUCAGGUCUGCAUCGCAGUACCUUCCAUGAGGAAGGCAGCGGCAUGAGGGAUGUUCCUGCAUGGCUGAAGAGUCUCCGUCUUCACAAGUACGCCGCUCUCUUCUCCACAAUGACCUACGAUGAGAUGAUGUCUCUCACUGAAGAGCAGCUAGAGGCACAGAAAGUCACCAAAGGAGCAAGACACAAGAUUGUUAUCAGCAUCAUGAAGCUCAAAGAAAGGCAGAAUCUGCUUCGCAGCCUAGAAAAGGAUGUGUUGGAAGGCAGUAAUCUACGCAUCCCGCUGCAGGAACUCCACCAGAUGAUCAUAACACCUAUCAAAGCUUUCAAUGGAGGAGAGGAGGCCACCCUGCAGCGCCCCCUUUUGAGUACUGAGGGUAAGAGUGCUGCGCCUGGCUCCCACCUGAGCAGCAGUAGUGGUGGUGGAGAGGCCGAGUCAGGCACAAGUGUCAUCGCAGAGGGGGAUCUACCCGGCCAGUUUACACGCGUCAUGGGCAAAGUCUGUACUCAGCUACUGGUGUCGAGGUCAGAUGAGGACAAUAUCAGCUCUUACCUACAGCUCAUCGACAAAUGCCUUAUCCAUGAGUCCUUCACUGAGACACAGAAGAAGAGGCUGUUGUCAUGGAAACAACAGGUCCAGAGGCUGUUCCGGUCCAUUCCAAGGAAAACCCUUCUCGACAUAGCAGGAUACCGACCACAGAGAAGCAGAUUUGGUCAGUCCAACUCUCUCCCCACCUCUGGCUGUGUCGGUGGAAGCGUGUCUGCCAGGAGGAGCCUUCGUCAGUUCCAGAUGCCCUCCAGGAGCUUGCCUGGUGCCAGGCUGGGCCUGCUGGGCAGUGGGGGGCUGCUGGGACCCACACCUCGCAGCUCCAGCAGCACUCCAACUGGCCCAAAGCAAGGGAGACAGGGUCUGUGGUUUGCCAACCCUGGAGGAAGUAACAGCAUGCCAAGUCGGACCCACAGCUCGGUACAGAGGACUCGCUCCCUGCCAGUUCACACCACGCCACAAACCAUGGGCAUGUUCCACCAAGCUGAUCUUCAGUUACCAGCGACAGAGCCAGAUAUCAACAACCGCCUUGAGUCUCUGUGCCUGAGUAUGACAGAGCACGCCUUGGGAGAUGGUGCAGACCGCACAUCAACAAUAUGAAACGAAGACCUGAGUGAGGGUGGUAGGACAGCGCAGGUUCACGAGGCUCUCUCAUGAUAAGUUAUCUGGAGGUUGCCAGCUCCUCCUGUCCCCUCUCCCUGUAGCCAAUGGCAGAGCUCAACCAAAGGAUCAGGGCUGGAAUCAAGAAACACAAAGGGAGCCAACCAUCACAUGGCUAACAAAGCUACCACAUCGGGACUGUCCACCGGGGUGUACCAACACUCUUCCUGCUCCGCCAGCAUGCUCACAGUCACCUGCGUCUGUGUGAGGAGAGAACAGCGUCAAACACGGCCUGGACAGUGUGUGAACAGCGCCGCCCUCCAAGGGUGGUCUUUAAGAAGCACUGCAGCCCGAUCAGAAAAGGGAGGCUGGCUCAUGGAUCAGGGCCCUGUGGGGCCAAGGCCCUCUCCCUCUUCACUUUCUGGUCCCCGCACAUCGAUUAAAAAUCUGUUACAGUACCUCAGACCUAGAAACAAGGAGCAGAGUUAGACCGACACAGAGGGAGAUUUGGGAUUUCCUUUUCAGCGAGGACUGAGUGACAUGGCCCAGAGAAGGGCUUCUGGCUCACUAUUGGGUGGGGAAAAAAUUAUUUUGUUUUGUAUGUAUUUAUUGUUUACAUAAUGAUGCUACUUUCAAAGGGUACAGAAACAUGGAUGAAUUUCAGGUAUGAAUCGUGUUAUAUUCUGUAAAGCCUCGGCUAUCUACCAGCUUUACGCCCCAUGAGUAGUCAUCAUGCUAGUUUACAGCAAACGUGCUUAUUCUUUAUUUUAGCAGCAGAUGACGACAAAGAUCCAUCUGCUCGAAAACAGGAGAAAGAGAGGAAGCAGAGAGAAGAGAGCAGGAGUUUGAGGAAGCAAAAGAGGAAGAAGCCGACGUAGGAGAAAGACACAGGAAGUAGUAGAAGAAAGACAGAAGUCGAAGUGAUAAAGGAAAGGGAAGCGGAUGUUUAAAGGAGAAAGACCUCAGAGGCAGGACCUUUGAUGGGCUGAGGAGGACAGAGGAAGAGGAUGUCAUGUCUAAUCGUACUGUAAGUCUGUUCAUGUGAGUAAGUGUAGGAGGAAGGGAAUUUGGCACCAGUCAGUUACAUAUUGUUUAUCCAUAGCAUGUACUGUAUGAACUCUUUGUAUUCACAGCCUUCGUAGGCACAGAGUAGGUUUUUAUGUGAGAUACAUACAACUGUAUCAUCAGUGGGAUUUGUCUGCAUGUUCAGAUGUUGGGUUUAGUUAUUUUUUUUAAAUGCAGGGUGAUGUGCUUUAGCUGCAUGUUACAACUAAAGUGUCUUUUCUUGUGGAAAAGAAAGAUAGUGAAAUGAUUGGCUGUAGACUAAAUAGGAGGAUGAUCUUGUUUUCGCUCAGAAUCUGCUGCUGAGAGGAUUGCAACCAUAGAUAUAUACAUGCAGGGCCUGCCUAGGCUGCUACACUUCACAUACCACAUAGAUGUGUCCACCAGGUAUAGGCAGGGCUCAAAAUCAAAGUAAGACUGUGACGGCGGGACAUUUAUCCAGGAUUUAAAUACUCACAGGUCUCUAAAAUAUGAAUCCAUUUUUCAGUUCAUUUGAUUUGUCACAAAUGUCACGCAUUAUCCAGGAUAUUUCCAUUAACCCAGUUCCUGCACCCCUUACUGCCCUGAUUCUCAAAUGGUGGGUCGACACCCAAGAGUGGGUCAGGAAGCCAUUUUCAGGGGGUCUCAGAUGUCUGCCUGGAAAGAAAUAUUCAGUAAGAAGUCUAUUAUGUACUUUUAUUUUGAUCACUCUGUUCUAUCACAUUUUUUGCUCCAUUUCAAUUUCAAGAUGACCAAUUUUUCAUUACAAAUGUUUAUCAUACUAAAAUGCCUCUUGUAGGGUUUAAAGAUGUUUUCAUUCUCUGUAAAGAUCAGUAGAGGUAUUUAUAAAAUAGAGAGCAUUUGAUUAGGCAACUAUAAACACUAAUUUAAACGUGCAAAAGUGUUUCACGUUCACUUGAGAGAAUGCAGACAUCCUAGUUUUUAGUCUGGCUCCCCUGGUCUUAGAGGAUUAUGUCUUAAAUUGAUAACAGCACAGCACUUUUUCUUUAUUUUUCUAUGUGAAUUUUUUUCCUGUUACUUGGGGAUUGUUAUCUCAUUAACUAGCUCUAAUUAGUUUCUACUUAAAUUAAUGCAUUGGGCCUCUGUACAUUUAAAAUAUUCUAUCCAAUAGCUUAUUAUAUUGGCCUUUAGCAUUUAAUCUUACUGUGUGUUAUAGAGCAGGGCUCAACUUUCCAGCCUGUCACUCCCAAAAUAACAAUUCCAAAGACUAUGGGUCUCUACUGUAUAUGGAGGUGCUUAAAGCAUGCAAAAUAUGGAGAGUAUUAUGUGCAAAUUUACAUUUAAGGAUUUUUUUUCCCUUUCAGCUAUUGCUGGUAAUUGAUUACAAAAACAGUCAAGUUAAUCUCAUAGAUAUGCUGGGAUUAAUCAUGAUUAAUCAUACAUUCAAACACUCCUAUUGCAUAUUGGUUUGAGAUAAAACAAGUAUAGUUACUAUAGUUUUUAAGCUUUAUUUAACAUCUCGGCUUUGGUGUAAUGGCUGGUUAGCAGUAAUGGUCAGCAGACAAACACAUCAAGUACAAAAUAACCUCUGCUGCAAAGUGAAUGUAAACCUCUUGCCGUUUUGCCUUGAAGCCCUGCAUCUACAGCGAUGUUGAUGGUCUGCAGUCUUUGUAGACCCAUUUAGCGAUUACAUUAGUUAGCUUAGUUGUUGUUUUGUUUAAACAGGUCCUCUGCCCUCCACAGAUGUAGCUUGACGACCACAGCUUGAUCCUGUGUUGAUGUUAGCAUCUUUGCUAACACACAGCUUUGGUUUAUCGAAACUUCCAUUCGGCAGCUUCUUAAAUAAAUUAAAAUUUUGCCAUUAAACAGGCCUGGGUCUUUCUUCCUGUGGUCCUCCAGGCAUACAAACAUCUGCACCGAAGGACCACAGGAAGAAGUUGUUGUUGAAGUUGGUCAUCUGAUUAGUUUGCAUUAUUGUUUUUUUUAUGCGUUAAGGUUUCCAGAUUAAUCAUGAGCAUUAAUGUUAAUGCUUUACCAAAAUCUCACUCAGAGACCCCAAUUUUAUUUUAAUUUUAACUUGUAUUUUUUACUAAGAUUGGUUAAACAUGCCGCCUAAAAUCUUUUUUAAAUGUUCUAUUAUUUUUUAAAAGCAUUCCAUGACUCCAGUGGGUCUCGACCCCCACUUUGGGAAUUGCUGCUACACAGAUUUACUGUCAACUUAUAUAACAUAGAGCAUUUUGGUAUCAAAGCAUGCGUUUCUUUUGACCCGACAGCCAAAAAGAGACGGGAAAUAUGGGGAGUGAGCGGGGGAAGACAUGCAUCAAACUGCUCCAGGACAGGGAAUCGAUCCCACAAGCAAGAAAGAAAUCAAGCAUCCUGGAUCAUAAAAACUUGUCUGAUAAAACAAGUGGCUUGAAAAUUGAUUCAGCAAGUCAUCAUUAUUUUAAUCGUUGGUUGUCCUCUGCUGUCUUAGUCUUGCAUUCAUUCUGAGCCACAGCUACAUUUUUUAAAAGGUCACCCACUCAGAUUUAUGUCAGAUGCCGGAAAACAGCAUCUACAUGUGUAAAUCCAUGUCUGCAACAUUUAAGAAAUCACACUCUGUCAAUCCAUGAAGGGUAGUUUUCCCAGAGAUUGUCUUGUUAGUGCUUACCUCCACCUGCUGGCCAAACACAGUCAUGAUAGCAGAAGGCCAUGAACACGCAUGCACUCUGCACAACAUCUGGAAAUCUCUUAUGAGUCGCAUUUAUAUAAAAGAGAUCAUCAGUGUUACAUUUUCCUCUGUCUGUGCUGUCUGUUCAGGCCUUCAUGGGAUAUAUUUACUUGUUUAUAAUUAGUCUCAUGGUUAUACUGUGUCUUAAUAUUUAUCCUCCAUUUGUCUAAGCUGGUUAGAGAAAUGUUUAUGGAGAGUCGUGACCGUAACUGGUCAUCAAUGAGGGUUAUCGAUUAUUUUUGUUUAGUUUCGUUAUUAUUUUGUUGCAAUUCAGUAGUACUUUCUUUGUAUUCUGCACUUGAUAUAAUGUGAGACACUAAAAUCCAAAUGUUAAAGGCUUAAAGCUACAUGUUAGUGCUUUGGAGUCACAUCAAAUGUAGCAGGUUGACAGUAGAGCUCAAGUCUCUGUAGGCCAAUGAAAGUUGAUUUAGAUCAUCAACAGGCAACAGAGGAAAAACUCCUGAAGUCUCAUUAACACUGAAUCAAUUCUGUUUGUGUAGUAAUGGAUGCCAUAACACGCAUUUAAAGGACUACACCUGUGUUUCUGCAUGUUUUAGUCUGUUUAUUACAGUUAAAAAAAAUACAGCAACAUUUCUUUUUCCUAUUCCUAAAGGUUAACACACAUUUCUAGCAUUUUCUAUUUUUAAGACUUACUUGCAUAGACAUGUGGACACUUCACUGCAGUAAACAGGAAAUGUCUCAGCAUUUUAGAUUAAAAAACGUACAUAUAUCUGCACCUUAAAGUUAGCUAAUGAACUAGACAAAAAAAGCAGGCAUGUUGGUGUGGAUGAACCGUCAUCCCAACUGAAUUUAAGGCUUUGGGGGUGCACCAUGUAGCAAGGCUAUAGUGUAAUCCUUGUCUGUUGAGCCUUAAGUCCAUGCAUUAUAGAUCUUUAGUUCAUGGAAGUGUCUGGAAUCAUAAUGUAAUGUUCAUAUUGCCACAGAAUUGAGAUGUGCAGUUAUAGUAGCAAAUACUAUAAGCAUCACAUUUCCAGUUUGUUAUCACAUAGUUUUCCAUGAUAAAAUUAACAAGAUGAAUCUCUAAAACACUCUUUUAAUACAAUAAAAAUGGCUGUUUUUGAUGGAAAGGUUGUGUAGAUCUUAAAAUACCCUGUUGUGUUUGUCACUCCACAAACACCUGCUAAAAUGAAAAAAAAGUUAUUCUUGCUAGGGCUGUCAAAAAGAUUGAUUGCCAUUUAUUAAGGUCCAUAUUAAGAACGUUAAUUUUUGGAAAAUCAUGUUUAAUCAUGUGAUUUAUUGUCCCUUUCAGCACACAUUGGAUAAUCCACCUUGGCACCUGCAGCCACAGUGAUAUAAAAUAAGUUCACCACUGCUCCUUAAUGUCUCAUGUCACUUAAAAAUUCGUUGACAGAUUAAAAGACAUCUGAACCUUGAGUUAUCAAGAAUUUACCUUUUAACUGUUCACUUAUUUCAUUAACGAUCUCACAGCAGUGAGAAUCAGAGUCAGCUUUAUUGACUAAGUAUACUCUGCAACAAGGAAUUUGACUCCAGUUAACUUUGCUCUUGAUGCACAGAAUUUAAACACUAAAUAUGAAAAUAACUAAAGCUGAAAAAGUAUAGAAAUUAAGAUUUGAAUAUGUUAAAGCUCUUGUAGGUAUUUUUAACUGAAGUUUUGUUUAACCCACUUAUUUAAAGAAAGCCUGUCUAUGUUGAGCUGGCUUUGUGGUACAUUCCCCAUCUCAGCCUCUUUUGAAGGAAGCUAAAGUUUUCUACAUGUUGAAGUAAUUUAAUGUAGAGAUAUACAACACUCAGCAAGCAGUGAUGAAUUUAGUGUUUGAGCUGUAUUAAAGGGACUGAAACAUGCAGAAACUGAUUCUUAUUCUCUUAUUCUGCAGUCUUGAUUGGUAAAAGUGGCUUUACAUGCAGAGACCGAUGCAGCAAACACACACAUGCUCUAACAGUGUGUUAAUGUAAUUUCAGACAGGGUUAACAUCACUGAACACUCCUUAUAUUAUUAUUUCACUGUGCCGAGCAUUUGUAAGUUUUCUGCUCUGAUUCUCUGAGAGCCAAUCAGACAUCAUCUCUGUGUUUGUGAACAAAGACUCCACCAAAGCACUAAAGUGACAUCGACCGUAUAAAUCCUGAAGCAGGAUUAAGACGUUUUUCUCUGAAGCUCUUUGAUGAAGCAGCUUGAGGAUGUCGGCGUUAAAAUGAGACUGUUUCAGUGUCACUGCCAUGAAUCAGUACUUAGUUUAGAUACUUUAUUUAUUCUUUUUUGCAGAGGUGAUACUUUGACUCAUUUAGUUGUAUUAUUAUUUAAAGUACCGUAUGUAUUAACAUGUUAUGGCUGGUGACCAUACGUACAUCUCAAAUAUUAACAGUUCUUGUCGACUUUGUUUUUUUGUUUCUUUGGUUUUGUUGUUGCUGUUGUCGAUCUAUAACCUUUGUAUCAGUGUCAUGUUGAGAUUUUUCAUAUGAAGCUUCGCGGUCGGAGCGUAGCUGAGAGCGGCAGUUGAUCCGUCACAGAUCCAAUUAUUUCAGUUCCUUUUUGGAGAUGUUUGCAAACAAAACAGCAGUGUUGUUGUUUUAGACUGCAGCAUGCCAGGAAGUAGACAGAUCUGUUGUGAUCUGUUGUCCUAACUUGGUGCUGUGGUCAUUUUACCAGUUCAGUCUAAACCUGAGGAGAUCUGAUACUGUAGGUUUGCUGUCCUAUGGGGUUUUCUUAAUGUCAACAUAUCCCAUGAAAAUACAGAAUAAUUCAUGUAAUUUAUGUUUUCAUGUCUUGCCUUUUACCCUUUCUGAGGUGCUGACUUUUGGCCUACGUCUACAUAAAUACUGUAAGAAAUGCUCAGCAGUGUCUUAAACCCGACAGGCACUGUAGGUUUUAGAAACAUAUUUUAACCAUGAAAAAUGCUGCAUUUGUAGGGAAUAUUUUACUGGUUUAUAGACAAUUUAGGGGAAGAACCCAUAAGCAAAUGUGCUACCAUUACUGUGGUGGUAUCUCACGAUAACAUUCUGGCAGUGAUUGAAGCUGGCAAAAGAACUGAAAAUGUUUCUUCUUUUAGCAUGACUUUGUAACUUAGUUCUGGACAACAGUGUAGAGGAUGUCAGCAAAACGUGCAGUUCUGCACUGCUCCAACAGUUGAGACAAACCCGGCUAUUUCUCUCUUUAUCAGAGUAUUUCAGUAAAAACAGUCAUGCUGCAUUGGAUAGUCUCCACACAUCACAUCCAGAAAGAUCCACAGGUUGAUUUAAAUCUGGAGGUAUAGGUUUUAAUAAUCAUGUUUCAAAUGUUCAUUCAGAAAAUUGAUAAAGAACCAAUGCCAGUAAUUGUGAUUGACAGACUAGCAGACACAGGCCCAGCCCAGUUAUCCUCACAAUUUCACAGCCAGAUCAGCUGUAAGAUUUGUCUACUUUUUACAUACAGUGUUACAGUGGUUAGCAUUCCCUGCUGGAGUGCUUUGACUUAUUUAAAUUAGAUUAUGUGCAUGUUUAAGGUCAUAAAGGGUUGACAUUUCCUUUUUUUUCAUGGGAUUUGGUAACACAAAGAAAAUUAAUAUCAGUGGAUUUAUUCUUGUUGGCUAUCAGCAGUUAAACAAAUGAAACCUGCAGUCAGUGAUGAAUUCAAAGGGAUUAAUAAAACUGUAAUAUAUCUUCAGUAUUUCAAUGAACUUCUAUACCACAGUGCCAUGCUUGAGUUCUGAAAGUGUUCUGGAAAUGCAUCUGUGCCACAUUUUAUACCAAGACUGACUGACAGUGUUUAAUAACAUGAGUUAAUGUGAUUUUUUAGAGUAAAGGUUCAUGUUUUCAUAUUUCAACAGCCGGCAGUUUGUACUGAGCUGUUUUCUCUGGGUCAAAGAGACGAACAUAAAACACACCUGUGACGGGACUUUCAGCUCCGAGGUCUGGCUCUACUCUUCUCUUCAAACCAAAUGCUUUAUUUUUAUUUUUUUUCUGAAUGCAUAUCAGCUGUGUGCGUGUUCAGGAGUGCUUCUAAUGCCGUGCACACUGCAGUAUUAACAGUUAGAUAACGCCUUGAUAUUCCAAAAAAACAUUUAAUGUACUUUAAGUUGAGACAUAUACGCUGUUUUAUAUCUUUUAUUUUUGUCAUAGGCUCUGCAGUUUAGUCCGUUUAUGUCAUUAUGGGAUGCCAAGACUUUUUGUUUGUUUUUGUAAAUUCAGCAGCAUCCAUUUUGUAACAAAAGUGUUACCGCUUGACUGUGCUCCGUUUAUUUCAUUUAGUUUUAUUUUAUCAAAGAGCCGAUGUCCUGUAUUGACUGCAGGCUUACGUAUAUAUUUGACAAAAGAACAUUGUAUGUUUAAUAAUAAAAAAAGCACAAAAAAGACAAAAAAUUGAAGAAAAGGCAGAAAAAACGUUAAGGAGAAUGAUGGGAAAAAUGUAAUUUAUAUUUUAAAACUGCAUGCACAAGGCUGGGAGAGUCGUAUUUAGAAUAACAAAUGGCAGUGCCUUUUUUUUGUACUCGAGACGUUUCACCCAAAACAUAAAAUGGUUUUAUAUGAAUUUAAAAACUGUCAUGAUACAGGAGGAAACUAGAGACGGCUGUGUGCAGUCGCGUUCAUACUGCAGCAAAAAGCAUCCCAAUCCAGAUUGAUUUCCUUAUAUUUAAUCAUCAAUCUAUUUUUAGUUCAUUUUGAUUAAAAGAAUAUUGCUGUGAUUUAUGUGAUUGGUGGCCUAAGGUUUUCUUUUUCUUGUUUUUUUUAACAAAGCUGAUCACUGUGAGGGUAAUUUUAAGAUUGCUGAUUUACAUUUACUGAAAGAGACCAAAAAUCACUUCUGCAUAUUUUUGAACUGAAUGCUGUUAUACAAUAUAGUUUGGAUAGUUUUCUGUUUAGAAAUAACAAAUAAUUGUCAUAAUGCCAGAAUUAUGAACAUUGAUAUGAUUCUAGUAAAAAUCAAACCAUAAGGAAGCCUGUUUGAUACCAUUAGGAGCAACUCGCUGUGCUUAGGACGCUUUAUAAAUAUGACCGCUAGAAACCUGAUCUUAUGAAACUAACAGAGUUUAAGAGUUAAUAAACAUUUUGACAACCCCAACACCAGAAAUGUAAUCAAUGUUUUUGUACAAUUUAGACUGGGGUUGUCCAAACUAUAGUUCAGGGGCCAAAUUUGGCUCCACGUGGAGACUUGAUUUUUGGUCCACAUUGCCAGACCUGUGUAUUUUAUUUCUAUGUCAAGGAAAAGCUCAUUCUGACACCGGAGGAGCUUUAAACAUCAAACUUAAUUUUAAAGUUGUAAUGUUGAGGACCUCCUCCCCAUGGUCUAAUGAGUGUAUUUUUUAGCUGCAAUAGUGAGUAGAAAUUAUUUCAAAAGACAGGACUUUUGCAACCUGAGGGCUGAGUUAAAGUACACUUCUAAAAACAAUUUACAAGUCUUUAAAGUCUAUUACUAACAAAGAUGAAGAUUUAAACUAAAGCGUGAAUCUGGAUUGGUGAUGGUGGCUGCAGUGUGAACAUGGCUGCUGGCUGUGAACUCUGUCGUGUCUGUACUCUGUAGGUACUUCUUCUUAUUGCUGAUAUGAAGUUCUGAGUUUUUGUGGUCUGUAUAAAACAGUGUGAAUGAGUGAGUGAUAGUGUUGAUGAUGAUGAGUGAGUGUUUGAGUACAUUCAAGUGUUUUUUUUUUCUUGUUUUUUUUUUCAAAGUGUCUUGCUGUAAUUUUGUUGCGACGUACCAGAAUUGUGUGACUUGGCAUGCCCCCGUUAUACAUAAAAAAAAAGU
This is a messenger RNA of Cheilinus undulatus (humphead wrasse), 12215 nucleotides long. RefSeq names its product sterile alpha motif domain containing 4A (gene samd4a). The record is from RefSeq and is a predicted model, not a curated record. Gene Ontology annotation, molecular function: translation repressor activity; protein binding; mRNA binding. Gene Ontology annotation, biological process: regulation of mRNA stability; negative regulation of translation; nuclear-transcribed mRNA poly(A) tail shortening. Gene Ontology annotation, cellular component: P-body. The coding region runs from base 655 to 2808 and encodes 717 amino acids. The transcript is spliced from 13 exons. Lineage: Eukaryota; Metazoa; Chordata; Actinopteri; Labriformes; Labridae.